AUGGCAGGAAACGCAAUUGCCUUCCUUUUAACAGGCCUGACCAUGAUUCCCAUGGCGAAAGAGAUGUUCCCAAACCCUCACGCAGCCUCCACAAUUGUCCGCGUAGCCGCCGGCCUGUCAAUGCCCGGAGAAGGCAGUUCCGCGAGUACUGGCGGCAAUACUCCGGGCAUUGGGCUAUUUGAUGAGAAUGGGAACCGGAUCGGCUUCAAAAGUGGUACACGUCAAGGCAAAAUCGGCGACGGCAACUACAAAGACAUCGUUGUGGACCCUAUAAAGGGGGGAAACAACCAUCCUCCGUCCUACCUCAGCGUGUCUGGUGGUUGCGAAGACUCCCUCUGCAUUGCCUACAUCUAUGUCACCCCGCCAAGCAGGGAGUUCUGGGGCUUCUUUGGAGACGUCCCCAAGGAGUAUGGCGCCUCGUGCCCCAGUCUGAAUGAGAAGCCCACCGCGAAGCAGAUCCUGCAGCUCAAAAAGUGGACUGGGGGGUGA
Aspergillus clavatus NRRL 1 is the source of this 489-nucleotide messenger RNA. RefSeq lists its product as uncharacterized. NCBI's taxonomy places the organism in Eukaryota, Fungi, Ascomycota, Eurotiomycetes, Eurotiales, Aspergillaceae. Bases 1 to 489 code for a protein of 162 amino acids. The transcript is spliced from 2 exons. The record is from RefSeq and is a predicted model, not a curated record.